Messenger RNA from Myxocyprinus asiaticus (Chinese sucker), 4824 nucleotides. RefSeq names its product serine/threonine-protein phosphatase 4 regulatory subunit 1-like. The record is from RefSeq and is a predicted model, not a curated record. Gene Ontology annotation, molecular function: protein binding; protein phosphatase regulator activity. Lineage: Eukaryota; Metazoa; Chordata; Actinopteri; Cypriniformes; Catostomidae. The transcript has 20 exons. Bases 142 to 3048 code for a protein of 968 amino acids. Gene Ontology annotation, biological process: protein dephosphorylation.
AUCUUUGCGCGGGCGCGGCGGCGGUGCUCGAGUUCACUUUAGCGGCGCGUGUUUGUAUGUUUUGUCUAGUUUUGUGUAGUUUGUGUUGCGGCGGUUGUUGGUCAUCGACACAGAAGCGGCUUAAAUGUAGAUCAGCGAAACAUGGCGGAUCUGUCUCUGCUGCAGGACUCACAAGAGGACACGGACGGAUUUGGUGUGGAUGGAUACGGCUCGGACUCUGACAGCAUCAUUAUACCUUCAGCGCUGGACUUUGUGUCUCAGGAUGAGAUGUUGACUCCUCUGGGACGACUUGAUAAGUACAUCAGUAGUGAGAACGUCUUUAACAGGCAGAUGGUGGCACGCAGUCUUCUGGACACACUGCGAGCGGUCAGUGAGGACGAGAGAGAGUGUGUGUGUGUGCUGGAGAGGAUAAACCGACUCGCUGAUGACUUGGAGCCGACGGUUCGAGCAGAGCUUAUGGAACAAAUCCCACACAUCGCAAUAUUCUGUCAGGAGAACAGACCCUCCAUUCCGUUCGCUUUCUCAAAGUACCUCUUACCCAUCGUCGUGAGAUACCUCGCCGACCAGAAUAACCUGGUUCGUAAGACGAGUCAAGCGGCGCUGCUGGUUCUUCUGGAGCAGGAACUCAUCGACAGAGGAGACGUGGAGAGUCUGGUGUGUCCCAUGUUAGUGGACCUCACGGCUCCCGACAGCAAUGAUGAUGUCAAAACAGAAGCCAUGGCGAUUAUUUGUAAGAUGGCACCGAUGGUGGGCAAGGACAUCACAGAGCGACUCUUUCUGCCACGAUUCUGCGAGAUGUCCUGCGACUGCAGAAUGUUUCAUGUGCGCAAGGUGUGUGCAGCGAACUUUGGUGAUAUCUGCAGUGUUGUUGGAGGAGAAGCUACAGAGGAGCUGCUGCUGCCGCGGUUCUUCCAGCUUUGUUCGGAUAACGUGUGGGGCGUUCGGAAGGCAUGUGCGGAAUGUUUCAUGACCGUUUCCUCAGCGACGUCUCCUGAAGUGCGGCGGACAAAACUCGCAUCUCUGUUUAUCAGUCUGAUCAGCGACCCCUCGCGCUGGGUGCGUCAGGCGGCGUUUCAGUCUUUGGGUCAGUUCAUCUCAACGUUUGCCAGCCUGAACAGUAACGUGGGUCAGUACUUCAGAGACGCAGGCGGCGAGGGCGACUGGAGCGUGACACGCACGCAUAGCGCUAACGCAGAUGCUGCGACCAGCUUGUCCUCUCACAGCAGCUCGCAGGAGAUGUCUGCGGUCUGUCCGCAGCAGGACUGCAUUUCCCACAAUCCCUCAGUCUGUGAGGAGCAGGGCGGAGCUGAUGUGGGUGAGGAGGGUGGAGGUGAGGAGACCGCAGACGUUCUGACGGACGACGAGUCAUGCUGCUCUGCUUCUUCUGAUAGUCCCGAUUCUAAGUGCCUUCCUGAAGAGACCGAGCCUUCAUCUGGACCCGUUGAGGAGCACAACCCACCAACCACAGCACUAGAAGAGCCCUCGGCCUCUCCUGAAAACCCCACAGCAGACGAGACGCCAACCUCCCCUCAGGUUCUCCAAGAGAGCGUCUUUAGUUCUGAGGAGAACAUCUCUAAAGCUUCAGGUCCGUCAGCAGUAGAGCAGAAGAUCCCUGACCAGGAGAUGUUCAACUCUUUCCACUACUGGAGGACGCCCAUCCCUGAGAUCGACCUGGAUCUGGAGCUGAUGGAGGAGGAGAACCAGCCGUCACGUCUGACCGCGGCUCCAGCACUCGGCAGGAAACAGCUGGUGGAACUCAUCGAGAAUCUGGAGCCGCAUAUCGAUGACCCUGAUGUCAAAGCACAAGUGGAUGUCCUGACGGCUGCUCUGAGAGCUUCAGUUCUGGAAUCGGGGCUUGAAAACUCGUUCAUGGAGCCUCGACCGGCCCAAUCAAAUCCCUUCAGCUCCCAGCACAUACAUGAACUCCUCCGAAACGAGACGCAGAGGCGUGACUCCGCCCUGCAGGUGACCCGUGAUGAUGAUGACUCGGAUGUGAGUGACAGCAGCGUGAAUCCUGAAGAUGAGCACAAAUCCAAACAUCAGGACGUGGUUCCUCAAGCAUUACUGGAUCAGUACCUGUCCAUGACGGACCCGUCUCGCGCUCAGACCGUUGACAUGGAGAUCGCAAAACACUGCGCCUACAGUCUGCCCGGCGUCGCGCUCACGUUAGGACGACAGAACUGGCACUGCCUGCGAGACACGUAUGAGACGCUCGCCUCCGACAUGCAGUGGAAGGUGAGGAGGACGUUAGCGUUCUCCAUCCAUGAGCUGGCUCUGAUUCUGGGUGAUCAGCUGACAGCGGCUGAUCUGGUGCCUAUCUUCAACGGCUUCCUGAAGGAUCUGGAUGAGGUUCGGAUCGGAGUUCUCAAGCAUCUCUACGACUUCCUCAAGCUGUUGCAUCAGGACACACGGCGUAAAUAUCUGUACCAGCUGCAGGAGUUUCUAGUGACAGACAACAGCCGCAACUGGAGGUUCCGCUCGGAGCUCGCUGAGCAGCUGGUGUUGUUGUUGGAGUUGUACAGCACUCAGGACGUUCACGAUUAUCUGCGACCGCUGGCCUUCUGUCUGUGCACGGACCGCGUGUCGUCUGUCCGGUGGACGUCCUACAGACUGGUGAGUGAGAUCAUCAGGAAGUUGUCGUCUUGUUCGUCUCUGCUGGUGAAUUUUCUCAGUGAGCUGGUGGAGAAAUUCUGUCACUCUCAGAAGUGGUCUGGACGGCAAGCGUUUGCCUUCGUCUGUCAGUUGUCUGUAGAGGAGGAGUGUCUGUCUCUGGAUCAGUUCUCGGAGCAUCUGCUUCCUCCUCUCCUGCAGCUGGUGUCUGAUCCAGUGCCCAAUGUUCGUGUGCUGCUGGCGAAGACCCUGAGACAGACGCUGCUGGAGAGAGAAUAUUUCCUGAACUCUGCCAACUGCCAGCAGGAGGCGCUGGAGCACACGCUUGUCGCCCUGCAGACGGAUGUUGACAAGGAUGUGAAAUAUUUCGCCAGUGUUCAUCCAGGGAGUACACGACUCAACGAGGAUGCCAUGAGCACCACCUCAUCUACAUACUGAACACACACACACAAGGGACUCUGAUUGGCCAGAGACUGAGAAACAAACUCUUCUAACAGCUUUCCCAAAAUGCACCUCAGUACAGCAGACAAUUGUCGGGUGAUUCGUGGGUUUUUUGUUCUUGUUUAUUUUGCCACAGAAGCCUUAAACGUGUCUUCCUUUAAAGCAGGAAAUACUUGAACUGCUGGAGAAAUCAAUUGAUUGACCACCGCAACUAUAAAGCAUUCUCAUGUUCACAGGUCGACGGGUCUGUUUCCUUCCUCUCAUGAUGGGACCUUAUACCUGUCUGUCUGUCUGAAGUGACUGUAGCACAGAUCAUGUGUCUCAUUUUUAUUCUUUGAUUGUGAUUGACUCAUAUGCUGCAUCUCUGUUGUUCCCGGUGUGGACGCAUGAGUCUGAUCUCAAUUCUUUUAAUGUACAGACGGUCAGGACUCGCGGCUGCAUAUAGAAACACACGUUAAGUUGUAUUUUUUAAACCAAUAUCACGAGCGGUCCAUCUCACAGUAUGUGAACAUUCAAUAGAAAAAUGAACAUGCAUCAAUGAGUAUUUUAAUGCAAACAUUCUUCUACUCUUUAGAUGUUCUGUAUAUAUUAUUCUUGUUUUUCAUCAUUAAAAUCAUUGAUGUUAUUCUCUUAAUCCAUCCAGAAUAAAAUUUCAGAUACAAUUAUUUGCUUUUUUUUUUUUUUGGUCUGUAAUAACUAUAAUAAGAGGGCUGCAUUUUGACAUUUCCUUGAGCAUUCUUUUAAUCACAGUAGUUCUGUCAGGAAUAGAUUGUGUAAUAUGAGGGUAAACAAUGUUAAUACAAGUUAAUAUUUGAUUGUCAACAUGCAAUCAUUUGCAACACACUUUUUUUCCUGCAAAGUUACUUUUCAGAGUAAAACAGGAUAUUCAACGCAGGAAAAAUAUAGCGUGACGUGAUGUAAAUUUUCACCAAAACUUUAAAGCAUUUUUAUUUGCAAUAAAAUACACUGAUGAAUCAUUCACAAUAAGACCAGAAACAUGGAGAAAUAAUUUAAUAUGUUGAGCAAGUCACUUCGCUAAUGCCUGGAGUUUAUAAAUCUCUUUUUUUAAAGAAAGAAAUUCUGUUAGUCUUAAAUAUCAAGUCUGGGUCAAACGAGGACUUUAUUUUGCUCAGUCACUGAACUAACAAUAAACAAUACUUUUAUAGCAUUUAUUAAUCUGUUUGUUCUACAGUAAUACAUUUUUAAAAGUUGUAUAUGUUGACAUUAGUGAACUAACGAUGAAAAGUUGUAUUUGUAUUAACAAAGAUUAAUAUAAGCUGUGAAAAACUAUUGUUGAUAAUGCAUUAAUGUUAAUGGAACCUUAUUGUAAAGUGUUAACAUGUUUGUUUUUUACAUGCGCUGUUCAUCUUUACAUGUAAACUUUUACUGUAGCUGCUGUGAGAUUGAGACUGUCUCACACAAUCAACAGAUUCAGCUCGCUCAGUGAAUGUGACCAUGUGACGCGAGUGUUCAUGGACAGAAAGGAUUCUUUGUUCAUGAGAAACACCGUGAUUAUCAGGCGUCAGUGGAGCAUCAGAUGAGAGUCUUUUCACUGAAAAUAGGGCGACAUCAUUAGACACCUGUGUGCUCCACACACACACACACACAGCUGAAGAGAUGAUGCAUUCAUAUCACACAAUCUGUAAACAACUUUAUCAAAAGUGAUCAUCAUUGAAAAUAAAGACAACGAAAUGUGCAGAUUGUGAAGUUGAUAUUUCCAGGACACGUGGAGAUAAUGAUGUUUUAAUGGAAUAAAAUUGAUGACUUCCAGCA